Molecule: messenger RNA, 2585 nt
Organism: Diorhabda carinulata
Lineage: Eukaryota; Metazoa; Arthropoda; Insecta; Coleoptera; Chrysomelidae
Product: acid phosphatase type 7
Exons: 6
Coding region: 745-2091 (448 amino acids)
Molecular function (GO): metal ion binding; acid phosphatase activity
Source: RefSeq, a predicted model, not a curated record
AAAUAGAACGAGGAAGAAUAAUUAUAAAAAGUCUUCAAAAAGUUUCGCUUUAUUUUUUUUCGUGGCCAUCUUUUAACAUUUAUCUUAAUGCUUAGAACGUUCUAUAAUUCAUUUCACUUGGUUUACGAUUAUAAUGCUUGGGAUUAAGUGAAACGGGGAAGACCGUGGUCAUGAGUAAUGUGAGUGCUUAGCGCUUAGACAAGGAAAUAGUCUUCCCUUGUUUAAGGCUUAGUCAUGGGUUAGUGGAACAACUGUUAGGCAUUUAUUCUUGAUAUUCUCUACAAUUUUUCUUUAUUUUUUUUCCUGUUAUUUGUUAAUAUUUGUUUCAAUGUUCAGAAUUUGUUUCAAUGCUUAUAAACAAACCAUUUUACUUGCUUAAUGAUUACAACGCUCGGAAUGGUAAAUACCGUGGUCGUGAAUCUCGUGUUUAGUGGAACGCACUGUUAGUCGUUUAUUAAAUAAAAUAGAGUUUAUCAAAUGAAUUGCGUCUUUCCUUGUAUUCGGAAUUCCUUCUUUGGAUUUUGAUAAUUGUGAUAGAGAUAACAAUAUGUUGAUUUGUCAUUUAGGUCUAUUUAUAAAUAAGCAGUAUAAAUAUUAAUCAUUUGAUGAUAAUAAAUUUGUAUAAAAAUGAUUUAUUGUUUGUUUAGUAACAUAUAUGCGGUUAUCAUUAUAGGAAGAUUCAAUUUAUUUAGACUUUAAUUUAUCGAAUUUAAAUUGUAACUAAAUUUAUCCAUAGUUCUCGAAAUGUUGGAGACAAUAUUUAUUCUAGUUUGUGUUUUACACUUGAGCGCGUCUAUCGAUUAUUAUCGACCAGAACAAAUUCAUAUUGCGUAUGGUCAGAAUGUACAAGAAAUUGUAAUAACUUGGUCUACAUUCAAUAAAACCCAAGCCUCAGUUGUUGAAUAUGGUAUAGGUGGUUUAAUCCUUACUGCUAAUGGAACUUCGACGCUUUUUAUAGAUGGGGGCUCUGAGAAGCAUUCUCAAUAUAUUCAUAAGGUUGUUUUAAACGAUUUAACACCAAAUAGUAUUUAUCAAUAUCAUUGUGGAAGUAAUUUGGGGUGGUCAAAUUUAUUUUACUUCAAAACUGCCCCAGAUUCUUCUGAUUGGCAACCACAUUUAGCAAUAUAUGGAGACCUAGGUAAUGAAAAUGCUCAAUCUCUGGUACGUUUACAAGAAGAGACUCAAAGAGGUUUAUAUGAUGCCAUUUUACAUGUUGGAGAUUUUGCAUACGACAUGGAUUCACAAAAUGCUCAAAUUGGCGACGAGUUCAUGAGACAAAUUGAGUCGAUUGCAGCAUAUGUACCAUACAUGACUUGUCCUGGAAACCACGAAGAGGCCUAUAAUUUUAGUAACUAUCGAGCUAGAUUUUCAAUGCCAGGUGGAUCAGAAUCCUACAUGUACAGCAUUGAUAUUGGCCCAAUGCACAUUAUUUCUAUAUCUACUGAAGUUUACUAUUUCUUGGAAUAUGGAAUCAAACCUCUUGUGUUUCAAUAUCAGUGGUUAGAAGAUGAUUUAGCAAAAGCAAAUUUACCAGAAAACAGAGAAAAACAACCAUGGAUUAUAGUAAUGGGACACAGACCAAUGUAUUGCUCAAAUACUGAUCAUGACGAUUGUACACAUCAUGAGACUAUAACAAGAGUGGGAUUACCAUUUCUGCACUUUUUUGGUCUUGAAGAUUUACUUUACAACUAUGGAGUAGAUUUGGCUAUUUGGGCUCACGAACAUUCAUAUGAAAGACUUUGGCCUGUAUAUAAUUACACUGUAUAUAAUGGGAGCUAUGAACAACCUUAUGUUAAUCCAGGGGCCCCCGUUCAGUUCACUACUGGUUCUGCUGGUUGUAAGGAAGGACGAGAUCAUUUCAUACAACAACUACCAGAAUGGUCGGCUUUCAGAAGUAGCGAUUACGGUUACACACGUUUAAAGGUUUACAAUUCAACGCAUAUGUACUUGGAACAGGUUUCUGAUGACAAAAGCGGUCAGAUUAUAGAUUGGUUUUGGAUUGUUAAAGACAAACAUGGGCUCUAUCCUCAUUCUAAAAUAGAUUGGGCCAAAAUUGAUAAGAUGAGAUUGAAAUAUCUGCAUUCUCAAUGAAUGAAUGAAUUUAUUAUUAAAUAGCAACAUACUAUGCGGGAAUUGAUAUAAAUUUUUGUUGAUAAUUCGGUUUAAUUAUUUAUUUUUGUAUAGAAAAAUAUUUUUAUUCAAAGGUGACCAUAUUUAUAAUGUUGUAUGGUUAAUACAAUUUAUUUUUAUUUCAUUUUGAAAGGAAGUUUAUAAUAAGAAAUUUCAUUUAAAUACUUCUUUGGUAAGGGUUCAUUAACACUCAUUAUGAUUAAACAAGGUGGUCCAUAAUGAGUAUAUAAAUUUCUAGAGCUGAUAAUAAGUUGAAAAAUUAUUGUACUUUAUUUUUUUUUUGUUUGUGUAAAACUGAAAAAAAUAAGGUAGACAUUAUUAGAGUUCUCAGCAGCGACUACAAAGCGAUUAUUUGCUAUUAAAGUAGAUAUCAGCAAACAAUGGUGACUAUUAUUUUCACCAAAACAGAUACUAUUAUGGAUAAGGGAGCUAGUAAAAUACCAGAAAAAGAAAAA